UCGUCCUAGAACUGAUUCCACCAACAUGUCUUGGCAGAGCUACGUGGACAACCUGAUGGCUGACGGCAGCUGUCAGGACGCCGCCAUUGUUGGGUACACGGACGCCAAAUACGUCUGGGCAUCGUUUGUCGGUGGGACAUUCGCCAACAUUACGCCUGAAGAAAUUGACGUGCUAAUAGGAAAGGACCGAGAGGCAUUCUUCACCAGUGGGAUGACCUUAGGUGUUAAAAAAUGCUCCGUAAUCAGAGACAGCCUCCACCUUGAUAGCGACUGGACAAUGGACAUCCGGACAAAGAGUCAAGGCGGAGAGCCAACAUACAACGUUUCUGUAGGCAAAGCCGGCAAAGCAUUGGUUUUUGUCAUGGGGAAGGAAGAUGUCCAUGGAGGGCAGCUCAACAAGAAAGCUUUUCAGAUGGCUGAGUACCUGAGGAAGUCCGGAUACUAAAGCAGCCUGUACCCAGCCACCUAGCAGCUCGCCCCAACCACCCUGUUGCAUUUCACACAACUUCCAGUCCUAGUUGGU
Limanda limanda (common dab) is the source of this 523-nucleotide messenger RNA. Its product is annotated as profilin-2-like. The transcript has a single exon. Gene Ontology annotation, biological process: regulation of actin filament polymerization; actin cytoskeleton organization; positive regulation of actin filament bundle assembly. The coding region runs from base 26 to 445 and encodes 139 amino acids. The record is from RefSeq and is a predicted model, not a curated record. NCBI's taxonomy places the organism in Eukaryota, Metazoa, Chordata, Actinopteri, Pleuronectiformes, Pleuronectidae. Gene Ontology annotation, molecular function: actin binding. Gene Ontology annotation, cellular component: cytoplasm.